Molecule: messenger RNA, 1354 nt
Organism: Dichomitus squalens LYAD-421 SS1
Lineage: Eukaryota; Fungi; Basidiomycota; Agaricomycetes; Polyporales; Polyporaceae
Product: uroporphyrinogen decarboxylase
Exons: 4
Coding region: 147-1232 (361 amino acids)
Biological process (GO): heme biosynthetic process
Cellular component (GO): cytosol
Molecular function (GO): uroporphyrinogen decarboxylase activity
Source: RefSeq, a predicted model, not a curated record
GUCCUCCCAGUCCAUUCUCCCAUCCACGUCGUUCUCGGCACCAGACACGUACACGUCGUGCUCGAGCGCGCAUCCGGACCUACUUGAGACGUGCACAUCGCGCCGUACGAUCCCUCUCAACUCCAUCGCUUCAUCUUGCUUCAGCCAUGGCUUCUUUCCCUCCUCUGAAAAACGACCUGAUCCUGCGAGCCGCGCGAGGCGAGGAGACCGAACGCGCUCCAGUGUGGGUCAUGCGACAAGCAGGAAGGUAUCUCCCUGAGUUCCUCGCGGUGCGCGCCGAGCACGGCUUUUUCGAGAUCUGCCGUACGCCCGAGCUCGCGAAGGAGGUGACCCUCCAGCCCAUCCGUCGGUACUCCGGCCUCCUCGAUGCGGCGAUCAUCUUUUCCGACAUUCUCGUCGUCCCCCAAGCGAUGGGCAUGGAGGUCCUCAUGAAUCCCGGCCCACACUUCCCUGACCCGCUCGUCACGCCCGCAGACAUCGAGAAGCUCACGAAGGAAGUCGAAGUCGACAAGGAGCUCGGGUACGUCUACGAGGCGAUCACGCAUACGCGGAAGGCCUUGAACGGAGAGGUGCCCCUCAUCGGGUUCUCCGGCGCGCCGUGGACGCUGUUCUCGUACAUGAUCGAGGGUGGUGGCUCGAAGACGUUCCAGAAGUGCAAGUCAUGGCUGUUCAAGUAUCCCGAGGAGUCUAAAGCGCUCUUGGACCGGAUAGCAGACGUCUGCGUCGACUUCCUCGUCGGACAGAUCAAGGCUGGUGCCCAACUCGUUCAGGUCUUCGACUCGUGGGCAGGCGAGCUCGCCCCGCACCACUUCGAAGAGUUCUCCCUCCCCUCCCUCCAACGCAUCUCCUCCGGUGUGCGCGCCAAGCUCGCCGCCGAGAACAUCCCCGCGGUGCCCAUGACGCUCUUCCCCAAGGGCGCGAACUCGCAGAUCGCCCUGUGCGCCGAAAAGGCCGGCUACGACGUCGUCAGUAUCGACUGGUGCAUCGACCCCGCCGAUGCGCGCCGUGCCGCGGGCUACAAGGUCGCGCUACAGGGCAACCUCGACCCAAAUGUGCUGUAUGGGGGCCGGGACGCGAUCGAGCGCGAGGUGAAGCGGAUGGCGGAGCGGUUCCGGGGCGGGAAGAAGGCGAAAGCGUGGAUCGCGAACUUGGGACAUGGUAUCACCCCUGGGGUGGAUCCGGAGGAUAUGCGCUGGUUCUUGGAGUGCGUGCACAAGUACUCGGCAGCCUGAGCUUGGCCGAGCGGAAUCCACAGUUGGGAGAAGUACGUACACUCUGUUGUACUAGUAGUGAUGCUAGACAUGCGUUAUCGGUAGUAUCAAUCCCUUGACUCUUACUGAGACAAGCCUUCCUG